AGGUGGUGGCUGUAGAAUUUCACGUUUAACGGAUUUCUGAUUAGUGAAAAGUGAUAUCUGAAAAUCCAAGCAAAAAUUGAUAUUUACAUUCUUAAAUGUGCUAGACACUAUCCAGAUUUCGCUGCUACAAUGCUUUGCCGCUGCUGUACAAGUAAAGUCUAUCGAGGUCCCGUAUAUUUAUUCACACAGCUCUCGCUAAUCUUCACACUAAACACACUGGCACACGCCAAUCUGACACCUCCAACAGAGGAAAUGAUUCAAAAUGCAGCAAACAGAGAACCGGUUUUGAAUGCGGGCCCCGAUUUUCACACUUGCUUUCACGGCCAUUGUCUAUGCGGGGCAUUUCUGAUCAAAUGCCAAAUGAAGGGAGUAAGCUUACUCAUCGCCCUAGAUCCAUUGGUGAGCACAACGCUACUCGUCAUAAGCUGUUCUGAUGCGAAAGAGCAGCAUGAGCUGCAAAAAGCACUGCCGGAGUAUAGUUUUUUGCGCAAAAAAGCAAAUUAUAAAUUAGAAAAUUGCUCGGAAUUGCCAGAAAUACUAAGGCGCCCCAAUAUCAACUACACAGGCAGUAUCAAAUUCAGCGGCAAAAAGAUUGUGCCCGAAGGCUUUUUUGCUAAAUCAACAAACCUGCAGCGCUUGAGAUUGCAUGUUGAAAUAAAUAGCAACCGGCUUAGCGCACUGCCAGCGAAACUUUUCCGCAACCUAAGCCAAUUGAAAAAACUCCAAUUGGUGCUAAUAUGCCGACCGAACGAUAUAGCAAUACCAGUGGAGAUCUUCCACACGCUCUUCAAACUGGAAUCGCUCUUGGUGCGCGUAUACCACACCGAACUGGACGAAAUCACAGUUACACAGCUGCAGAAUUUAACGAGCGCAUAUUUUCGUGACACGCGAAAACUGCAAAGUCUCAUGUUGGACGGCAAUUUUAUGCAGACGCUGGCCCCAGCGCUCUUCUCAACACUAACCGAGUUGACCGAAUUGAGUUUGUCCGAAAAUGCAUUAGUUGCGCUGCCUGCAGAUAUGCUGAGCGCGCAACAAAAACUUAUAAAGCUUGAUAUAUCACAUAAUAUUUUGAAGACACUGCCACCUGGCAUAUUUGAUACGACGCCGCUGCUGUGGGAGCUGGACUUGACUAACAACCAAUUGUAUAUGCCCUCGAAUAUAAUAAAAGCAAUAAAGCCGUUGCGUUACUUAUACAGACUCAAUCUGAGUCAAAAUUAUUUCGCGCGUAUUGCAGGCACAGACGAGUAUGCAAAUCAAACACUGCUCUCACGUCAACACAUCGCAGAACUCAGCGGCGCGCAGGAUUUAUUGCGCUAUUUAGAACAGCAGCCUAAUGCAUUAGAGCAGCCGCACAACCUGACUUUAAUCAACCUGAGCCGCAAUCGUAUUGCCCAACUCAGUUUAGAUAGCAUCGUUGCCGCCGGCUUAGUGUGUCCCUAUGAGCUCGAUUUCUCAAAUAAUCUCAUACAAUACAUUUACGCGCUGAACCAUCCACCGCGUAGCUUCACUAGCUGCUUGCAAAAUCUUGAACUCCAGUUUAAUCCGCUGCAGUGCGACUGCACGCUGGCUUGGAUUUCCUCGACUAAUUUCUCCAUAGAGAAUAGCUGGUACUGCGUGGGCCAUAACCCCAUGUUGAGUGAGUAUUCAAACGACUUGUCAAAGAUGUGCACUUGGACGCCAAAGUUUUGUCCGCCGUCUUGCAAAUGCACUUAUGACUCAAGCGCGCUACACAUCAACUGCUCGGGCGCGCAAAUUGAGGGCAUUGGAGAGUUACCGCGUCCAGAACAAUUUUCGUUGACCACCACCACGCUUGAUAUUGCACACAAUCGCUUCUAUGAGUUGCCCUCGAAUUUCACUUUCGGCUACGCCAAUGUGUCGUGCAUCUAUGCGGCACACAAUCGUCUCACCACCAUACAACCCGCGCACUUGCCGCCGAAUUUGACGACAUUGGACUUGCGCAACAAUCACUUGGAACGCUUGAGCGCGAGCUUUUUGCUUGCCUACUUAAAUGAAAGCGUAACACUGCAGUGGCUAUAUCUCUCCGAGAAUACCUGGCUCUGCGAUUGUGAAGCUGAGCAACUGCUGUACACUGUGCGCACGCAUCGUUUACGUAUCCCCGAUGUCGAGGACUUGUACUGCUACAACUUGCCCAAUGCGUCAUUGCUGCAUGUGCCGUUCGCAGAGGUGUGUGCCGCGCCACCAGCGCAGCGCAUAGGCCUCAUGUGGCUACUGCUCGGCGUGGCGCUCGCAAUAAUUAUGCUAAUUAGCGCCUUGGCUGUUUAUUACAAAUACAAUUUGGAGAUAAACGUGUGGCUGUUUGCGCGCGAUUUGUGCCUGUGUUGUGUACGUGAACAUGAAAUAGAUAAGCAUAAAACAUUCGAUGCGUUUAUCUCGUACGCACAUCAGGACGAACACUUCGUCAAUCAUGUACUGCUGCCCGGUUUGGAGCAGUGCGUUCCACCAUUCCGUGUCUGCACACACGAACGUAAUUGGUUGGCCGGCGCCUAUAUUCCCGAACAGAUUGUGGAAUCUGUUGCUCAAUCGCGUCGCACGAUCAUUGUGCUCUCGCAGCAUUUCGUCGAAUCGGAUUGGGGGCGAAUGGAAUUUCGCACAGCGCAUCAGUGUUCGUUGAAUGAAGGACGUGCGCGCAUAAUUAUUAUUAAAUUUGGUGAGAUUACGAAUAAGUCAGCAAUUGACAAGGAGUUGAGAGCUUAUUUGGAUAUGAAUACCUACUUGGAGUGGGAAGAGCAUCCAUGGUUUUGGAGUAAGUUACGUUAUGCAAUGCCGCAUCGUAAGGGCGAGGGACGCAGAGCGGGUAUGCUUGAAUUGAGUGGUGAUGAUCGAAGGGAAUAUGUAGUUGGAGAGGUAGAAAUGAAUCGGUUACGGUGAGGAGAAGGAAAGUGCGAGAGUUACGUGCCAAUGACAGUUGGUUCUACGUCGUUUGAGUAGCGUUCAGCAGAGAUGUGCGGAGAGUAAAUAGGACAAAGAGGACAGCUACGACGUUAUAAACAAUAACAACGACAAAGCCAAAGAAAAAAUGGUAAAAAUAAAUUUAAUAAAAAUAUUUUUUUUAUUAGAUCGAAUGAAUUAUACAAGCCAACACAAAAUGGUGUUUGUCUCCAAACUGAAGGAGACGUGAAUACAUUUUUUUUA
This is a messenger RNA of Anastrepha obliqua, 3153 nucleotides long. Its product is annotated as protein toll-like. The transcript has a single exon. Gene Ontology annotation, biological process: toll-like receptor signaling pathway; innate immune response. The record is from RefSeq and is a predicted model, not a curated record. The coding region runs from base 130 to 2889 and encodes 919 amino acids. Gene Ontology annotation, molecular function: protein binding; transmembrane signaling receptor activity. Gene Ontology annotation, cellular component: membrane. NCBI's taxonomy places the organism in Eukaryota, Metazoa, Arthropoda, Insecta, Diptera, Tephritidae.